AUGACCAAUCUUACUCUGAGUAAUGAGUAUUAUGAGUUAUUCAAGAAAAAGAACGAAGAAAAUCUCCAGGAGGUUGUGAUCAUAGGCAAUCUUUUCAUGAACAAUGCACAAGGGUUGACGGAUAUUGAGGCUUCUGUGGAUAAACCCACCAUUGAUUCUCAAGGGCUGAAGGACAAAGAAACUCUCAAGGAGGCUAUGAUGGAUAAUCUUACGAUGAAUACCGAGCAACAAUCGACGAAUGAGAGUAUUGUACAUCAACCCCUUGUUGAUUCUAUUGAGUUAUUCGGGAAAAAAGAUAGGAUUGAUGAAAGCACAGAAUUCUGUGGAGAAAGUUAUUCGGGAAAAAAGAUGGGGUUGAUGAAAGCACAGAAUUCUGUGGAGAAAGGUAAACAAAUCUCGAGUUCUCUUGAUGUAUGCAAAGAAGAGAAGGUUCGGUAUCACAAUAUACCAAGGAAACCAAGGACCAAGAGAGUAGAGAUGCCUACUUCUAUGGAUUGCCCUGAAGAGUCUGAGAAGAGGAAGUUUUUUGAAGGUGAAAGUUCUGAAAAAAAGUUGAAAAGUCAAAGAGAGUAG
This is a messenger RNA of Ilex paraguariensis (yerba mate), 573 nucleotides long. The record is from the annotation of a GenBank genome assembly. Lineage: Eukaryota; Viridiplantae; Streptophyta; Magnoliopsida; Aquifoliales; Aquifoliaceae.